GGACGGCAUAUAAAUUUAUACAGGCCGUGUUGGGAGGAAUUCUACACAAGAUCUUGUGUAUUUUCUUGGAAGAAAAGCUUCUUCAAUUGAAUAAUUGUACUGUCUUCUCUUUUAGCUUCUCACACAUCGCACUUUUCCAAUAGCAAAGCCAAGAACACCUAGUAGAGCAUUUCUCACAUCUCACAUCUCACAUCUCACAUCUCACUAUUCAGGAGAAGACGAAAUCCAGGCCUUUCAGUCAUGAGUCGAGGCAGCGGAGGUGGCUACGACCGUCAUAUUACGAUUUUCUCACCUGAGGGUCGUCUCUUUCAAGUCGAAUAUGCUUUCAAGGCUGUUAAGGCUGCGGGAAUCACGUCAAUAGGUGUCUGCGGAAAGGAUUCAGUUUGUGUUGUCACUCAGAAGAAGGUCCCUGACAAACUUUUGGAUCAGACAAGUGUUACACAUCUUUUCCCUAUUACAAAGUUCCUUGGCUUACUAGCAACUGGCAUGACAGCUGAUGCAAGAACCUUGGUGUCACAAGCAAGAAAUGAAGCAGCUGAAUUUCGCUUCAGAUAUGGUUAUGAAAUGCCGGUUGAUGUAUUGGCCAAAUGGAUUGCAGACAAAUCACAAGUAUAUACUCAGCAUGCUUACAUGAGACCCCUUGGAGUAGUUGCAAUGGUUUUGGGUAUUGACUAUGAACUUGGACCUAGUCUGUACAAAUGUGACCCAGCUGGUCAUUUCUUCGGUCACAAGGCCACAAGUUCUGGAUUGAAAGAACAAGAGGCUAUCAACUUCUUGGAGAAGAAAAUGAAGAAUGAUCCUGCAUUUACCUAUGAGGAAACCGUGCAGACUGCAAUUUCUGCCCUGCAAUCAGUUCUUCAGGAGGAUUUCAAGGCCACCGAGAUUGAGGUUGGAGUUGUGAAGCAGGACAAUCCGGUAUUUAGAGUGUUGUCCACAGAGGAAAUUGACGAACACCUGACAGCUAUAAGCGAGCGUGAUUGAGUCUUCAUUUAGCUGAUUCUCGUUUGAGUAAAACUUGGAUUUAAAAUCUUAGAUUGUCUAAUGUUUGAGAAAUAAUUUACGAUUCCCAAUGAAUUAUUGAAAGUUAUUUUCUGGGAUAAUUCCAUUGUUCUUGUUUCACCAACUGGUGGAUGAAAAUUAUAGAGUAUCUUGUAUGGAUUAUGAAUGUCAUCAAAUACAUAGCCAGUUUAGAUUUAAAAAAGGUAGCGCUUGUAUUGUGCCACAGAAAAACCUAUUUAGAAUUAGGGGUGGGUAUCCGAUCCAAUAUAAUUUUUUUUUUAUCCGAUCC
Molecule: messenger RNA, 1288 nt
Organism: Cannabis sativa
Lineage: Eukaryota; Viridiplantae; Streptophyta; Magnoliopsida; Rosales; Cannabaceae
Product: proteasome subunit alpha type-6
Exons: 9
Coding region: 241-981 (246 amino acids)
Biological process (GO): ubiquitin-dependent protein catabolic process
Cellular component (GO): proteasome core complex; nucleus; cytosol
Source: RefSeq, a predicted model, not a curated record